AUGAGUGCGAGGACAUCACGUGUGCGAGGACGUCAUGUGUGCGAGGACGUCACGUGUGCGAGGGCGUCACGUGUGCGAGGGCGUCACGUGUGCGAGGACGUCAUGUGUGCGAGGGCGUCACGUGUGCGAGGACGUCAUGUGUGCGAGGGCGUCAAGUGUGCGAGGGCGUCACGUGUGCGAGGGCGUCAUGUGUGCGAGGACGCCAUGUGUGCGAGGACGUCGUGUGCAAGGAAGUCACGUGUGCGAGGACGUCACGUGUGCGAGGACGUCACGUGUGCGAGGACAUCAUGUGUGCAAGGGCGUCAUGUGUGCGAGGGCGUCACGUGUGCGAGGACGUCACGUGUGCGAAGACGUCAUGAGUGCAAGGGCGUCAUGUGUGCGAGGGCGUCACGUGUGCGAGGACGUCACGUGUGCGAGGACGUCACGUGUGCGAGGACGUCACGUGUGCGAGGACGUCAUGUGUGCGAGGGCGUCAUGUGUGCGAGGGCAUCAUGUGUGCGAGGGCGUCAUGUGUGCGAGGGCGUCAUGUGUGCGAGGGCGUCACGUGUGCGAGGACGUCACCUGUGCGAAGACGUCAUGAGUGCAAGGGCGUCAUGUGUGCGAGGGCGUCACGUGUGCGAGGACGUCAUGUGUGCGAGGGCGUCACGUGUGCGAGGACGUCACGUGUGCGAGGAUGUCACGUGUGCGAGGACGUCAUGA
Molecule: messenger RNA, 699 nt
Organism: Knipowitschia caucasica
Lineage: Eukaryota; Metazoa; Chordata; Actinopteri; Gobiiformes; Gobiidae
Source: the annotation of a GenBank genome assembly